AUGCCGCCAGAGCUCGAGCAGACGCUCGCUCUACUAUCAUCACAUCGUUCUGUCCUCGGAUACCUCCUUUUAUCACGUGGGGACCAUGUCAGUAUCAUACGCCAUUCAGGCGUCAUCUUUGAAGGAGAACAAGGCAAGAAGUACGCGAGCGUUAUAGGCAAGAUGGUUGAGAGCGUGCAGGCAGGCUUGGAGGAAGUAAGCGGGUCAGAAAACGACGGGGACCAGAUUCGCUUCAUGAGAAUACGGACCAAACGCCAUGAAAUCAUGAUUUCACCAGAUGAAAGAUAUCUUCUCGCGGUGUUGCAUGACCCCGCUUCAUGA
Suillus clintonianus is the source of this 321-nucleotide messenger RNA. RefSeq lists its product as uncharacterized. Gene Ontology annotation, biological process: microtubule-based movement. The record is from RefSeq and is a predicted model, not a curated record. Gene Ontology annotation, cellular component: cytoplasm; cytoplasmic dynein complex. Gene Ontology annotation, molecular function: dynein intermediate chain binding. NCBI's taxonomy places the organism in Eukaryota, Fungi, Basidiomycota, Agaricomycetes, Boletales, Suillaceae. The transcript has 3 exons. The coding region runs from base 1 to 321 and encodes 106 amino acids.